Molecule: messenger RNA, 2055 nt
Organism: Cyclocybe aegerita
Lineage: Eukaryota; Fungi; Basidiomycota; Agaricomycetes; Agaricales; Hemipholiotaceae
Source: the annotation of a GenBank genome assembly
AUGAAUGGAACGAACUAUAGAACCUGGGGAGAUUUUCCACAUGUAAAUAUCAAUUCCGUAUCCUCUGGCCACAAAAAAAUCGGGAAGUUGUCUCUGGUGCCUCUACCCCUGAUGGCGCAAGCGGAACGGUCUGCCUACCAUGAAGACAACUUGAAUCACAUUCCCAGUCCAAUACUGGAGACUGCUGGAGACUGCGGUCUAUUCCAGGUCUAUUCUCUCUUCAAGGACAGUCAGUGUCCACCAAAUCGGGACAGGAAGCUGGGGAAGCCUGUCGUGCACCAUGCGCGUUUUGGCCUUCUUCUCCCAUGGACGGCAGCUCCGACGCUAGUUAAAAUGCCUCGAAGGGAUGCAUUUCUCUUCCCCGAGGCCAUGCAUGCGGGACGAAGGAUGAGGGCGAAGUGCUUGUUAUUGGGUUUAUUGGCGCCAGGGGUUCUUACGCAGACAUGGUGCGGCAAAAACUACAUGGCGGGUUCGCCAAUCGUGCCGCCAGGCGGCCAAUUCCCGCCAGUGCCGACCUCAGAGACGCCCCUGCUUGCUUUUCGAUGUGCUCCUGCCAUAAGGCCCUACCUCGCUGAAGAUGCAACUUCCUCGGAUGGAGUUGCCGUCCUAAUCGACACCCCAAUCACCUUCUCCCAAAUCGCCAACGCAGCCCCGCUCAAGUCGUCUCUCUCGCGAUCUAUCUCUGUCACUGUCUCUGUGGAUGGCAAGAGGCUCACAAGUGGCGUGGUUCCGCUGAACACGACGAAGGAGCUCCCGUUUUCGCUCUCCUUUCUAAAGCCUCGGGUGCAAGCGUACACUCUCACAUGCACCGCAACGUUAGGAAGGCAGACGUUCAGCGCCACGGGAUCUUUGAGUUAUCUCCCAAGCCUGCCGCCAGGUAUCGGCUCCGCGACGAAGAUGGAUCUGCGAAUCGGUGCUUUGCUGGCACGACCUGCAGACGGCAAGGGCGGGCCUUACGCGCCUGUCUUUCCGAUUGGCUUCUAUACGAACUUCGGAGGGUACCUCGCGGAGGAUUUUUCCAUCCCUGCUACGCUGAAGGCUCAAGGUUUCACAGUGGUUCAUCCAAUUCCGACGUUUGACAAUCUUACAGCUCUGGAGAUUGUCUUGGACAAGAUGCAAGAGGCUGGGCUGUACCUGAUGUACGACAUGCGAUGGACUUACAUGAAUGCCACCGCCGUUACAGAAGAAGUGAACCGCAUCAAAUCGCGACCCAACCUUCUUCUGUGGUACACCGGCGACGAGCCAGACGGGACCUCUGAUCCACUCGAUGCCACACUGAAGUCCUCGAACCUCAUCCAAUCGCUCGAUGGAGGCGACGGGCUGGGCGGUGCAGGGUAUCACCCUGUGUCGUUAGUGCUGAACUGCCAGGACUAUUACUUCUCAGAAUACACACGCGGCUCGGACAUCGUCAUGCAAGACGCCUACCCCAUCGGCAUCAACGCGACAUUCUCGACCGUCUGGGGCACGAUCUGUACGAAAGAUUAUGGGGAUUGCGGUUGUGACAAUUGCCAAGGCUCGUUGGAAGACAUCUCCACUCGGAUGGACGAAUUUAGCGAGCGCCUGUUCGUGAAUGGUUGGGAGCGGACGAAGGCUGUCUGGACGGUGCCUCAGGGAUUCGGGAAUUCGAGUUAUUGGAACCGGUACCCGACUGGUCAAGAAUUCGUCGUUCAGAGUAUUUUGGGCAUAAAUCAUGGCACUCUAGGUGUUGUAUCUUGGAAUGAUCCUACUACGCCAGACAUUAAAGCAUCAGCUUCGAAGCUCGCACUGGUAUUACCCCAGCUGAAUCCUUUCAUCCUCAACCCACGAGCGACCUUCCGUCAUAUCACCGUCAAUCGCGUUGAUUUCGGCAUAUGGCACGUCGGCACUGACGCCCUCGUGCUGGGCACGAACAUCAACUAUUCGACAGCCGUGAUACGGAUGCGCGACCUGGGUCUGCCGCUAUCGCAAGUAUCUGUGGCGCAGGUCCUUGACACAGGCGCAUCAGUCGAUCCAGCGAGAGGCCAUUUUAUCUUCCAGGCCGUUGGAAGCGGUGCAUUCGUGAUCAAGACCAACUGA